CCCCAGCCCAGCUCCAGUUCCCAGCUCCAGCCCCCAGCUCCAGCCCCCAGUCCAGCUCCCAGCCCCCAGCCCCGCGUCCAAACUCAGCUCAGCCGGGCCGCAGACGACGCCCAGGCGUCGGGGGAGCCCCGGAGAGCAGGGAGCCCAAAGGCCGGAGAGCAGGGACCCCCAAGCCCCGCGGCGGGAGCGCCCCCCGCCCCGCCCCGCCCCGCCCCUGGCCGCAGCCCCGUGCCCGGGGGAAGCUCGAGGACCAUGAACAGCAGCAGUAAAAGCGACAAGGAGGACAGUCCGAGCGAGGCCAGUCUCCAGGAGGAAGAGGUCAGGACCUUGUUUGUUAGCGGCCUACCCCUGGACAUCAAGCCCCGGGAGCUGUACCUGCUCUUCAGACCAUUCAAGGGCUAUGAAGGAUCUCUUAUAAAGCUUACAUCCAAACAGCCGGUGGGCUUUGUCAGUUUCGACAGUCGAUCAGAAGCAGAAGCUGCUAAGAAUGCAUUGAAUGGCAUUCGCUUCGACCCUGAAAUUCCACAGACGCUGCGGCUAGAGUUCGCCAAGGCGAACACGAAGAUGGCCAAGAGCAAGCUGGUUGGGACCCCGAACCCCAGCACCCCUCUGCCCAGCCCCAUCCCUCAGUUCAUUGCCAGGGAGUCAUAUGAGCUCUCAGUGCCUGCACUUUACCCCAGUAGUCCUGAGGUGUGGGCACCAUUCCCUCUCUACCCAGCGGACUUAGCGCCUGCUCUGCCUCCUCCUGCUUUCACCUACCCUGCCUCACUGCAUGCCCAGAUGCGCUGGCUCGCUCCGUCCGAGGCGGCUUCUCAGGGCUGGAAGUCCCGUCAGUUCUGCUGAAUUCUAUGUACCAGGUGUGUGAUGGUGGCUACGAUCUGUCUUGUGGGAGUUGAUGCCAUCCUCCUCGGUGGCUCCCAGUGUCUCAGGCCGCUCCUUCAAGCUGCAGGGUGUGGGCUUCAAACCCUCACCUGGUUUGCAUCCCUUCAAGACUUUGCCACAGCCUCUAUCACACAUCUGAUCUUCUAGAAGAAAAGUCUAAUAAUAAAUAAAAACGUUUUACUCUUUUACACUGUAUAAUUUUAAAGAAUAGUGUGUUACUUGUGAACGCAUGGUCUGACUUACAUUGCUGUACAGUUGGGAAAGUAUUUUCAAACACAGUAUACCAAAGCAAACAAUGAAAAGCUAGACAGUGAGUAUUUUUAUACCAAACAUUGUAAGUUUGACAGGUUGAUUUUACACUGGUUUGGAUCACAGUAUUUGUGCUUGAUUUUCAAGAAUGCUUGUAACUAAGAAUCUAUUUUUUUUUCCCUUAUACUUGCAUGUUCAGGGCAUGUUUUUAAGUCCUGUCGAUUUUUACAGAACUGUAUUCUGAGUUUAAAGAAAUCUGUGAUCCUGGCUUGGGUCUCGGGUGAAUCAGUGUGUGGUGUCCAGGUCAGGGAGAGAACAAUGUGUAUUGACAGUAUUAUGUUUGUAAUCCCAAUUUUAAUGGGGUGUCCAUGCAAGACAAUCCAGACCCGACUAGUCUUAGAACUUAGUGGCUGUUCCCCACAGGCCCGGCCAGCUUUCCCGGGAACAAGUCAGAGUUACAGUCUGUUUGAAAGCUUCCCAGAGACAGUUGUGAACACUCCCCAUCGGGCCAGGCGCAUCUGGCAAAGGGCCACCAGCCCUGCCACCAGGGCCUGGCUGGGCCAGUCAGCCUCCCGCCCGGCCCCGGAGUGAUUCGAGUAAAAGGAAGGCUGCGAGUCUUGCUCUGCCGGGGGGCGGCUGCCUUGGCCACGGUUAUUGGACCCACAGUGUCCCGCAGCUGGCUCGCAUCUGAACCGCAGCCCUCAUGACAGAACCUCUUCCUAGGGGAGGGGUUGGGCCAACAUGGGCAUCUCUCAGACAAUCUACUGGGGCUCACUGAUGCUGUCGCCGCUGCUGCAGUUUGCUAGACCCCCAGCAGCAUGGACCCCGGAAGAUGGUCCAAACCAUUAUCAAAUGGUUUGACAAAUGGCUAUUAUUGCAUGCCAACCCAGGUCAGUUAUUUAAGCAGUGAGGCAAUCUGGCCUGGCACCUCUACAGGAAACGACUGUGACAGCAGUCACGGGCCCUCUUCACCCUGUCCUCCUGGCACUGGGGGCAGUGUGGCCGCUGCCCUGUCUUUUCAAAAUUCCACAUUUGAGACAAUCGUGUCCGGGCGGAAGAGCUUGGGUUGCAGAUCGGUGUGGCUAGGGGUGUUCACCAUUUCCCUCCUAGACUUGUUGGCACUUGUGCUCUAGGAUUCCCACUUUGCAUGCAUGGAAACCCAGGUGUCUGGGAGUCAGAGAUUUUCCAGGCAACGAGCCCCGCGGACUACAGCAGGAGGCAGAGGGCGGCAAACUGCAGAGGGAAGAGCCGUGCAGCGGCUUGACAGCAGGGAAGGUGACCGGAAGGCCAAGGGGCCCGCCAGAGGUUCCGGGGUGUGUCGGCCCCACCGGAGGCUCCAGGGGUGGGUUGGCCUCACCGGAGGCUGACUGGGUGCGCUCGUUUCCUCCCCGGGAACCAAGAGGUGUGGCCACGUUGUCUAUUGUACUUUCUUGGCAUGUCUAAAGGUACUUUUCUAUUGUCAUUUUAAAAAAUAAAGUCAUGAGUAUUCUA
This is a messenger RNA of Ornithorhynchus anatinus (platypus), 2622 nucleotides long. It is a transcript of the gene RBPMS, whose product is annotated as RNA binding protein, mRNA processing factor. Bases 253 to 843 code for a protein of 196 amino acids. The transcript has 9 exons. The record is from RefSeq and is a predicted model, not a curated record. Gene Ontology annotation, molecular function: mRNA binding. Lineage: Eukaryota; Metazoa; Chordata; Mammalia; Monotremata; Ornithorhynchidae.